AUGACAGCAAAGACUCUAGUGACCCUGAAGAGACAUCAGUCCUGUGACUCUCACAAUGUCCGUAUUGCAACUACCGUCCUUCUUGGACUCUUGCUGACUCCAGCCCUUGCUGAUUACUUUCAGAAUACAGACAUAAGCAAGCAAGUCACCAUUGAUGGAGGCUACCAGCUUCUGAGCAUCAAUAGGAAAUGGGACUUGGCAGCUAUCGAGGAAAAGAGCACCCAUGGGUCAUGGACAACCCUUUGGAACUACGACAGGGGCAUUAUUGCCACCAAAAUGCUGCCAGAGAAAGCUUGCUUCAUUUCCACAAUGAACAGAAAGGAGAUGCCCAACUUUGAUGCACUUCCCAGACUGGCUGAAGCGACCACAAACCUGAAAGGUCAAGGACCACACACAAAGCAGAUCACAUUCGUCAUCAGGAGACCUAUCCGCGACCUCAAGUCUUACGGACCAGAUGUCUACGCUCUGUGCAAAGGACUCAGAACCUACAUAGCUUAUGAAGUUAACGGAGCCCGAUACCCAUACAAUCAAGAUUCAUGCUUUAGACUCGAUGUCCUGCACCUCGUGGGCCUUAAAUACUGCCGCAGCAAUUACAAGGCCUGA
Nipponia nippon (crested ibis) is the source of this 603-nucleotide messenger RNA. The record is from RefSeq and is a predicted model, not a curated record. NCBI's taxonomy places the organism in Eukaryota, Metazoa, Chordata, Aves, Pelecaniformes, Threskiornithidae.